Myxocyprinus asiaticus (Chinese sucker) is the source of this 6453-nucleotide messenger RNA. RefSeq names its product activin receptor type-1-like. Gene Ontology annotation, molecular function: SMAD binding; ATP binding; transforming growth factor beta receptor activity, type I. Gene Ontology annotation, cellular component: plasma membrane; BMP receptor complex. Lineage: Eukaryota; Metazoa; Chordata; Actinopteri; Cypriniformes; Catostomidae. Gene Ontology annotation, biological process: BMP signaling pathway; cellular response to growth factor stimulus; protein phosphorylation. The coding region runs from base 1284 to 2822 and encodes 512 amino acids. The record is from RefSeq and is a predicted model, not a curated record. The transcript has 12 exons.
GCGGCAGGCUGUCUGUCAACGCGUAGAACACGACUUAGAAUAAAACACUAGAAACGCGCGACGUUAGCCCAAACAUGAGUCCGCAUUGCCGCUAAAGGGAUUACAUGGCAUGGCCUCUCCCUAUAUUACGGAUCUCCUUCAGCAUCACACGCCUUCUAGACUACUAAGUUCUUCGCAGAGUUUACUUUUAAAGUGCCGUCUUAAGGCAAAGGGAGAUCGGGCCUUUUCAGUAGCGGCUCCAUGGCUUUGGAAUAGCCUUCCACUACAUAUCAGGUCCUGUACAUCAAUGUUUUUAAAUCUUAUUUGAAGGCUCACCUUUUCUCACUUGCUUUUAACUGUGCUUAAUGUGGGUUGCUUAUCUUAUUAUGUGUUAUUGUAUUUUCUACAUUCUGUAUGUAUAUGAUCCGUUUAUGCUAUAAUGUGAAGCACUUUGGUCAACAUUUGUUGUUUUUAAAUGUGCUAUAGAAAUAAAAUUGAUUGAAUCGAGACCACAUGCGAUCUCUAAUAAGGAAGUGGCUUGUGACUGUCAAAGCAUAUAAUCUGCAGAGUUAUUCUCACACACCUUAAUUACUACGCUUUAUUUAAACUAUGUGCUAUCUAAAGGGGUUUCUAUGAACACAAUAAAAUGUCAGUUAAUUGCAUUAUUUUAUUGCCUGUUAUAUUCUUAAAUAAAUGGCAAUAAGGGGUGCCUGGUCAGUACUGGAAUAUAUUUCAUCUUAAUUACUUUGAAAAUAUGGUAUUCACUAUCUAAUUUAAACUUGGAAAUAAACAGACAGUUUUAGGAUUUUAAUGUAUUAGGAAGAAGAGUUGCACUAUUUCUAGGUCACCAACAAGGUUGGGAGGGUUACUUCUUUAUGUAAUCCAUUACAGAUUACUUUAACAAUCAGUAAUUUGCUUCAAAAACUGCUUCAAUCAGUAACAAUCCAAUUACAGCUAUAUGGAAGUAAUGUAGUGAGAUUACUUUUAAUUACUUUUUGAUUACCACAAGGGCACAUAUGUUAAUAAAGUCAAGAUAAAAUCAACAUGAUCUCUAAAACUUUAAAUUGUGCUUUGAAUGCAAACAGAACAUGUUUGAGUAAUAUUAUGAGUACUGUUGUAGCUGUUAUUAUAUCUAAGGAAAAGAAACAUGUACACUGCACCCUACCAAGAAAACAGAACAUGAGCUGAACAACUCUGUAUUUUUAAAGAAAUCAGGAUCCAAUGGGAAGACAGAGUCUGGCUAGGCACACACUGAAAGGCAGUGUUGAGAGUCACAUGAGGAUUUGAACAAUGCAGUGAACCAAAUGGGGCAUUGCAGUACCCAAGUCAUCUUCCUCAUCCUGCUUCAGAUCUUAUGGACAUCAUCUAAAGGUUUUAUUCUCUCUCCAGAUGUUUCCAUCGGCUGCAUGUGUGUUGGCAGUGACUGUAAUGAGCAGCAGUGUACAGGAGACCAGUGUUACACCUCUGUUAUCAUUAGCAAUGAUGUUACGACAUUCAAACGUGGCUGCCUGAUUGGACCGGAAAGCAAGCGCAUGACUUGUUCUGCAACGCCCUCUGCUAGUCACGUCGUAGAAUGUUGCUCCCAAAACAUGUGUAAUGCCAACGUCUCGAAAGAUACCCUUCUUCGACUGCUACUGACAAGACCAGAGGGAGAGAAGGCUGUCCAGUACCGUGUGGAGAUGUUGGUUCUCUUUGUGCUGGGGCCAUUCGUGGUGCUGGGUCUUCUGUCUGUGCUGGCAGUGCUGGUGUGCCGUAGACUCCAUCAUGGGCAUCUGGAAAGACUACAUGAGUUUGACACGGAACAGGGGGCCAUUGACGGGCUCAUUGCAUCAAACGUCGGGGACAGCACACUUGCGGAUCUGAUGGAUCACUCUUGCACUUCUGGCAGUGGUUCAGGUCUUCCCUUCCUGGUGCAGAGGACAGUUGCACGGCAGAUCAGCCUGGUAGAGUGUGUUGGUAAGGGGCGUUAUGGGGAAGUGUGGAGAGGACAGUGGCAAGGGGAGAAUGUAGCUGUGAAGAUCUUCUCUUCUAGAGACGAGAAGUCAUGGUUUAGAGAGACAGAAAUAUACAACACCGUUCUACUAAGACAUGAAAAUAUAUUAGGGUUCAUGGCAUCUGACAUGACCUCCCGAAACUCUAGCACUCAGCUGUGGCUCAUCACACACUACCAUGAGAACGGCUCUCUCUAUGACUACCUGCAGCGUGUUGCUGUGGAGAUGGCAGAUGGCCUGCACAUGGCAGCGUCGGUUGCCAGUGGACUGGUGCACCUGCACACAGAGAUCUUUGGCACUGAAGGAAAACCAGCCAUCGCUCACAGAGACCUGAAGAGCAAGAACAUAUUAGUGAAGAAAGAUCUGCAGUGCUGCAUCGCUGACCUGGGUCUGGCAGUAACUCACACUCAGUCAGAUAAUCAGCUGGAUGUGGGAAAUAAUCCAAAAGUGGGAACCAAGCGCUACAUGGCUCCAGAGGUGCUGGAUGAGACCAUUCAGACAGACUGCUUCGAUGCCUAUAAAAGGGUGGAUAUCUGGGCCUUUGGGUUGGUGCUGUGGGAGAUUGCUCGUCGAACCAUCAGUAACGGAAUUGUAGAGGAGUAUAAGCCACCAUUCUAUGACCUUGUGCCUAAUGACCCCAGUUUUGAUGACAUGAGAAAGGUGGUUUGUGUGGAGCAGCAAAGGCCGUUCAUUCCCAACCGCUGGUUUUCAGAUCCUACACUGUCUGCUCUGGUGAAGCUGAUGAAAGAGUGCUGGUACCAGAACCCCUCAGCCCGACUCACUGCCCUGCGCAUCAAAAAGACUCUGGAUAAAAUCCACAGCUCUCUAGAGAAGGGCAAAACCGACUGCUGAGGAGAGAAGAGUAGAACUACUGACCGAUGCCCACUCAUUAAACACACACACUGUGUGUCGCGAGACCUUUGGAUUCACUGGCAUCUGUCCAAACUUCUUCAUGCUGUUUAAUCGCUUUUUGUUCUUCCUGUCCAUUGGCCUAAAAGCAUCUUUUUAUGGAAAACUGUCUCAACAAUGUCUCUCUUAUGGGUUGUUCUUUGUUUCCCCACUGACCCCUGUUUGACCACAUUUUCCCUCCAGAAGCUUACAUAAAGGAGAACAACACUUCAAAACUAUGAAGACCUUUUAUCUUUAAGGAAUUUUGUUUUACGUGGUUUGUCUAACAGGCCUUUGAUUGAACCCUCUCUCAUGGAUGUGUUUUCUUAACACAAUCACAUUGUCUAUUUAACCAUUUGAGAACCUCUAAGGUAUUUACUUUUUAAAACAAAGAGGACAGAUACACACUAAAAUGCAAUCAUUACCCAUAGUCUUUGCAUGUUUCUUAAUAAUUCUGGAAGAACUUCAUAGAUGUGAUAUCACUUUUCGAGACUGCUUUUAGAAAUCUGAGCUUCUCAAAGGUCAUUGUGCUGUCUUGUAUACAAGUUGAAAUCUGUGACUCUGAUCAUGUAACAGUUAAGAGUUGCUGAGUUUGCUUUAGUGGUCGUGGAAUUACAGCUGUACUUGUGUUAUAAAACUCUGUUACAAAACGCCACAAUGUAAAGUAGAGAACGAGAGACUAAUAUCUUUAAUUAGGCUCAUUAGAUAAGAGUUGGUUAAAGGGAAGAACAAUUGUCACCUUUUACUCACCCUGUUUUACCAAACUGAUACAAUUAUCUUCUGUGGAAUACAAAAGAUGUUUUGAAGAAUGUGCACACAGCUAACCCCCCCCCCCCCCCCCAAACACAGUGACCAGGGACUGUCAAGUUCCAAAAAAGACAAAGAAGCACCAUAAAUGUAGUUUGUAUGAUUUUUUUUUCUGUUGUUUGUAGUUGAGUUGACUAGAGCCUUUUAAUGCAGUGAAAUGCUCUUAUCUACCUGUCUGUCCACAGAAACCUGGGGUCAUGGGAUUAUUUUAGAUUUGACUUGUAAAUUGUAGUGGCUAAACAUAUGUGAAAUCACGCAAAUGUGCAAUUAAGGUAAAUCUGGAGCGCUUUCAAUAUAAGCACACCGAACCAAACUCGGAGCACAUCUGUCACUCAGUUCACCAGACAGAUAAAAUUUGUGUGUAUCGAGCGCAAUACCAUUAUGAAAACACUAAAAACCUGUGCAAUACAUUACACCGACCCUUGUUAUAUGUAUUCAAGAAAGCACUACAAAGACAAAACAGCUGCGCUUUCAGACUAUUUAUUUAAUUAAAUCGUAACCCUCAUGUUCAUCACUGUCAUCAUGAUUUUGAUUUUAUUUCGAUUAAUCAUUCAGUCCUAGAACAAACUAAAAUGUAUUUUGCGCUAAAAAAUCUUUCCCUACAUCACAGUUCUCAAAUCUCAUUCACACUUCUGCAGAUUUCUAAACUUGGCACAUCUCGUUACAUCGUGUUAUUGCAUCAUAUGAAAUUAUAUGUGCAUCAUGAAUGAGAUUUAAGAGCUUCAGCAGAGGGGAAGAUUUUCAGUGAUUAAUGGCUUAGAUUUUGGUCUGUUCCUCGCACAAAGCGAUAAAAUGUCUUCAGAAGACUUGGAAAGUAACGUACAAGUAAUUUUAUGCCUUUUUUUUUUUUUUUUUUUUCAUCCUUGAGCUCCCUAGUCAUGUAUUAUUUCAUUGUAUGGGAAAGAAACGAGUUGAGAAUUACAUAAAAUCUCAUCCGUUGUUAUCCACAGAAGAAAAAAUGUCUUAUAAGUUGACGUGAGAGUGAGUGAAUGAUGACAUGAUAGUCUGGUCAUGUUCAAGCACCCAGUGAGGGCUUUGACACAAGGCCUUUCUAACCUGAUAUGGAGACUGGACUCCAUGAAUUUUAUGCCUCUAUGCCUGCCUGACAAAAAGCCAUCAUAGCACUUGUGCUUUUUUUGUAGCGGUUUCUCUUCUUUGGCUCGCUCUCUUUUCUUCCAGUCUAAUUAUUUCUCUGUCUCUUUUGCCCUCACCGGCAUGCAUACUUGAGAUGUUUCUUCACUGACAAUCAAUGGCUGUCCAGUAGGGCCUGAAUUUUUUCUAAUGUUACGCUUGAAUCCCUAAUUUUGAGUUUUCAAGGCGACGUGUCAACACAAUUAACAAAGCUAGUCGUCUUAAGCAGACUCUGAUUUUGUGAACUUGCAUAGUCUAUUUGUUUGCUCUCAUGCUUUUUUUUUUUUUUUUUUACACUUUUGUAUCCCACUUUCAACUUAUGCCAUAAACUGAGGGAAUGCGAAUGAUUUUUUUCUAACAACUUUGUCAAUUAUUUAAAAGUGCAAAGUCACUCUUGCGUAAGAUUUAUGAGGUUCACUAAGGAAACAAAAUCUUGAUUUACAUGUCCCAAGUCAAAAUGAUUUGUCUGUGUACAUAACUUUUGAGUUGAGUGGAAUUGUACAAUUAUACGUUUUAAAUGGGAAAUGUUUUGAAGAAUAUUUUACAAAGCUUAGGAAAUAGUUUUUAAGUAGAUUAAACGCUAAGUGAGAUGGCUGCCUUCUGCUUAACGCUGGUAACUUUUGCUCUCCCCAAAAAGACUGAAACGUUUACUUAUUGGUGUAUUACCAAGGCAUUUGUGUAGGAAUUCAACUACAGGAAUUUGCAUUGUGAACUGUGAAUAUAUGCUGUAAUGAAGAACCCAUAUUUAUGACACAAAAGGAACAUAAAACGUAAGACUCAAUUAUGAAUUUCGUAUCUCAGGUCUCUUUGCUUUAAGAGUGUUACGAGACCGAUAUGAUUUAAUCGCAUUCUUCGUCACAUCUUUACCUACUAGCCCUUGUAUUUUACAAAAGGUUAUCAAUGCAGAAAGAAAGCUUUCUUUUGAACUGGACAUUACAAGAACUGUAUUGCGGAUUAUCAUGCAUCUGUCUAUGAUUUUUCCUGUAUAGGGAGACUAGCUAAAUGAGGCCUUAUGAAAGGUUCCCAAUUGGUUGACUCUGCUGGGAAAUGGCCUCCUUCUCUGCAGUGAUGUUUACAGGACAUCUUCAGCCUCUCUAUGAUAAACUAGUGCUUUGUAGCUGGACCUGCUACUGGCUGAAGGAGACUGACACUGAAUCAGUCUUGUACCCCUUAGUAACUGUCUUACAAACAAGAAAAAAUACAGGUGCUGAAAUAAGCUUAGAAGUUUCAUAGCUUGCUUUCAUAGAUUUGAACUGGAAAGGAAUUUGAGGUUUUACAUUUAGCCGGAUGCAAAAAUCCUUUAUGAAUCUUAAUGAAUUUAUUUGGAAAGGAGGUACUGUAUACAAAAACACAUUUUUUUAUGCCAGAAAAGAGGCAUCUGCCACACUGUUAACCAAAAUAAUCUUUAUUGUCUAAAUUAAUUUAACAGCUUAUUGUUGGUAAGGAUUGUUGGACAAAAUCUGAUGUAUUUACGUGAUAAAAAAUCAAAUCUCACGCUGGGCUUUUAUUGGAACAAUACAGUGCUUUCAUGUCUCCAACUAUUUAUCUUUUGCCUAUAUUCUCAUUUAAUGCGGACAUGGCUCAAUCAUCACCAACUAUUGUCAGAUUCUUCAACAAUCAUGGCUAAAAAAAAAUAAUAAAGACUGAUUUAAUGAGA